Messenger RNA from Aspergillus bombycis, 1356 nucleotides. Its product is annotated as mandelate racemase/muconate lactonizing enzyme family protein. The transcript has 4 exons. The coding region runs from base 1 to 1356 and encodes 451 amino acids. The record is from RefSeq and is a predicted model, not a curated record. Gene Ontology annotation, biological process: amino acid catabolic process; carbohydrate catabolic process. Gene Ontology annotation, molecular function: magnesium ion binding; L-fuconate dehydratase activity. NCBI's taxonomy places the organism in Eukaryota, Fungi, Ascomycota, Eurotiomycetes, Eurotiales, Aspergillaceae.
AUGGUCAAGAUCACAGGUUUCACGACCCGGGAUGUGCGGUUUCCGACAUCCCUGGAUAAGACUGGCUCCGAUGCCAUGAACGCAGCGGGCGACUACUCCGCAGCCUACUGUAUCCUCUACACCGACUCCCCGCACGCUGGGCAUGGCAUGACCUUCACCAUCGGCCGUGGAAACGAGAUCGUCUGCGCCGCCAUCUCCCUUCUCGCCCCACUCGUCGUUGGAAAGGACCUGGACGAGCUCACAGCCAACUGGGGCAAGACAUGGCGCCAUCUAGUAUCUGACAGCCAGCUGCGCUGGAUUGGUCCUGAGAAGGGUGUGAUUCAUCUUGCCCUGGGAGCCGUCGUCAAUGCGCUCUGGGACUUGUGGGCUAAGACACUCGGCAAGCCCGUCUGGCGGAUCGUGGCGGACAUGACCCCCGAGGAGUUCGUCCGUUGCAUUGACUUCCGGUAUAUCACGGAUGCUAUCACUCCCGAAGAGGCCAUUGCAUUGCUCAAGGAGGUAGAGGGCGGCAAGGAGGAGCGUAUCAAGGAGGCAGAGCAGAGCCGUGCUGUGCCUGCUUACACCACUAGUGCUGGCUGGCUGGGCUACAGCGAGGACAAGCUGAAGGCUCUUCUGCACGAGACCGUUCAGCAGGGCUACAGGCACUUCAAGCUGAAGGUUGGAGGUAACAUCGAAGACGAUAAGAGGCGGUUGCGCAUUGCCCGUGAGGCCAUUGGUUAUGACCAGGGUAACAUUCUGAUGGUGGAUGCUAACCAGGUCUGGUCUGUACCCGAGGCUAUCAGCUGGAUGCACGAGCUCGCCGAGUUCAAGCCCUGGUUCAUUGAAGAGCCCACAUCCCCCGACGAUAUCCUCGGCCACGCCGCUAUCAAGAAGGCUCUCGAGAACACCCCACACGGCCCGAUUGGCGUUGCCACCGGAGAGAUGUGCCAGAACCGUGUUAUCUUCAAGCAGCUCCUGCAGGCAGGAGCCUUAACUGUUCUCCAGGCUGAUGCUUGCCGUGUCGGUGGUGUUAACGAGGUACUCGCUAUCCUCCUGCUUGCUCGCAAAUUCGGUGUCCCGAUCGUCCCUCACUCGGGCGGUGUCGGUUUGCCAGAGUACACUCAACAUCUUAGCACGAUUGACUACGUCGUUGUGAGUGGUAAGAAGAGUGUCCUGGAGUAUGUGGACCAUCUGCACGAGCACUUCGUGCACCCCUCUAGUGUUAAGGAUGGUUACUAUGUUACCCCUCUGGAGCCUGGUUACAGUGUGGAGAUGAAGCCCGAGAGUAUGGAGGAGUUUGCCUUCCCUGGUGAGCAGGGCAAGAGUUGGUGGACUACGGAUGCUGCGAAGACAAUCCUGGAGGGCCCUCGGAUAUGA